Molecule: messenger RNA, 1297 nt
Organism: Glycine soja
Lineage: Eukaryota; Viridiplantae; Streptophyta; Magnoliopsida; Fabales; Fabaceae
Product: dof zinc finger protein DOF3.5-like
Exons: 1
Coding region: 122-991 (289 amino acids)
Biological process (GO): regulation of DNA-templated transcription
Molecular function (GO): DNA-binding transcription factor activity; DNA binding
Source: RefSeq, a predicted model, not a curated record
UCUUGUUUGGUGUUGAAUCACCUUCAACGCCAAAGCUUCCUCUCACACAAAUCGAUCACGUUCAACGUGCUUCGGAACGCGUACUUGAUUCGUAUAAAACAAACACACCACACAUAAUAUAAUGUUCCCACGCAGCUUUAACAUUAGCGGCGGCGAUGCGGGGCUUCCACAAAUGUUGCAUCCUCGUCACAUGGUAACUCCAAUGGAAGAACAACAACGUUCGAGGUGGAAACCCAGCGUCGAGGUUGCACCCAAUUGCCCUCGCUGCGCCUCCACCAACACCAAAUUCUGUUACUACAACAACUACAGCUUGUCCCAGCCGAGGUACUUCUGCAAAGGCUGCAGGCGCUACUGGACCAAAGGCGGCUCUCUCCGCAACGUCCCCGUCGGCGGUGGCUGCCGCAAGAACCGCCGUGGAAAGUCAUCGUCGUCGUCGCGGCUACAACACCAAAGCCAUCAACGCGCUUUUAGCUGUGAGAACACAGAGUCAUCAUCAGUAGGUGAUGAUGCCCAACAAAAUAACAAUGUGUCACGUGAUAUAGACAUGGCUCUCGUGUUCGCCAAAUUCUUGAACCCAAAACCAACUACUGGUGAGGAUAACAAUGGUUCACCUUCUUCCAACAAUUACUUAACACCGGAAAGUGUAGAAAUUGAGAAUGAUGCAGUGGUUCAGUCACAGAAUAAGGCUUCAUCGGAUCCUGUUAUUGUAGAGUCUGAGAAUUUGAGUUUGGUUGAGAUUGAUGAGUUGGAGAGGUUAUUAGGUGUGUGUGGUGAUGAAGAUGGUCUUUGGUCUGAUGCUACCUUGUCGUCUUCGGUUACUUGGGAACCACCAUUGAAGGAGUCGGAAUACUCGAUGCCGUUGAAUGAGGAUGAUGGUGAUCAAUUGUUACCCAUCAUCAUUUCUGCAUCUACGAUGAGCGACACUUGCUGGAGUAAUUGGAGUUCCUUUGAUCUUUCAACCAUGGACGCGCUCUCAUCAAGUCCUUCUUAAUCAAUUUGAUCUCAUUGAUUUUUACCUAUACUUUUUAUUUAUUUAUAAGUUUGCGAUUUUCUUCUUAUUAUUUGAAAAGAAGAGAAGAAACCGAGAGAGAGAGAGAGAGUUACUGCCACGUACCUUACAUACAUAUGUUCCUAUCGAUGGAGGUAAUCAUAAAAAUGUAGAAUGUUAUAGAAAUUUUUUAUGCUUAGUGGGUGUAGAAUAAAGUUGUAAUUUGGCUGCAUAUAGCCAUAUCAUGGAAAUGCAGUUGAAAAAGGAAUACUCUCGGAUCUGAAAUUGUGUUCAGUAUUCACUAAGCCA